Messenger RNA from Eucalyptus grandis, 1224 nucleotides. RefSeq lists its product as uncharacterized. NCBI's taxonomy places the organism in Eukaryota, Viridiplantae, Streptophyta, Magnoliopsida, Myrtales, Myrtaceae. Bases 81 to 806 code for a protein of 241 amino acids. The record is from RefSeq and is a predicted model, not a curated record. The transcript is spliced from 8 exons.
AUGUUAAAAUAUGGUUGCAGAGAUACCAGAAUGGGCAGUGGCAUUCGCCGAUAAUCGCCGAUGAACAAGAAGAUGUUCCAAUGUGGAAUCCUGUCUUAUACAAACUUCCAUCAGGGGAGCUGUUGCUGUUCUACAAGAUAGGGCUAGAUUUUCAAAGAUGGAGCGGAUGCUUGAAAAGAUCUUAUAACCAAGGUGUCAGCUGGUCUGAACGAGAACAACUUCCACCAGGCAUAUUUGGACCAAGCAAGAAUAUGCCUAUCUUGCUUGAUAACGGGCUCUUAUUAUGUGGAUCCUCAGUGGAAAGUUGGAAUUCUUGGGGUGCGUGGAUGGAGAUCACUCCAGACGCUGGUAGAACUUGGAGGAAGUAUGGCCCGAUUUACAUAAAGAAUGAAACUCUUGGUGUGAUCCAACCAGUUCCCUACAAGACUGCAAGAGGCACCCUGCGAGUUCUAUUACGAUCAUUCAGUGGAAUUGGUCGAAUUUGCAUGUCAGAAUCCGAUGAUGGGGGCAUGAAUUGGAGUUAUGCAGACUUUACUGAACUCCCAAACCCAAACUCAGGUAUUGAUGGGGUUAAGCUUAAUAAUGGCCUCCUCAUAGUUGCUUACAAUACAAUUUCAAGGGGCAUACUCAAAGUUGCUGCAUCCAUGGAUGAUGGUGAUUCUUGGCAUGAAGCUCUAACCCUAGAAGAAAACUUAGAGAUGGAGUUUUCAUAUCCUGCUGUCAUCCAGGCUAGUGAUGGAUCGGUUCACAUUACCUAUACCUAUAACAGAACCCAAAUUAAGCAUGUUGUCCUUCAUGUUAAUUGACAGUUAUCCUGUCGGCAACAAAAGCCAGUUGAACAAUGUGUAUUUUACCUGACCAUGCAAGUGGAUCGUCACUCAAUCUUCGAUUAAUCAUUCUGUUGUAAAAGUGGAUAGCAGUCUUUGCGUUGCCUAUUCUCAGGAUGACGGCUAUAUCGAGUAAAUGUGAGCUUUACUUUUCCGACACCAAUCUCAGAAGAAUUUCAGAAAGCGAUCAUCAAGUCGGACUCCAGGCAACCAAGACGAAGAAAACGGUUGUCAACUCAGGGUUACACUGUUGGACGGAUUUGUGAGACCUUGCUCAACGUUGUAUCGUGUUGCACCCAUGUAAUGGAAUUCGGGUUGUGUUCAUGUUUCCCUCCAUAUUUGUUUGCCUUGUGCUGUAUCAAUUUUGCUGCAGAAACCUCUGAAUGGUCUAGGUUUA